Molecule: messenger RNA, 953 nt
Organism: Oryza brachyantha (malo sina)
Lineage: Eukaryota; Viridiplantae; Streptophyta; Magnoliopsida; Poales; Poaceae
Exons: 3
Coding region: 142-636 (164 amino acids)
Source: RefSeq, a predicted model, not a curated record
UUCGGUAUAAAAGCCGGCGAUCGAGCUGUGAUGCUCUGACAGUCUGACAAAGAAACCAAUUCGAUCGCCUCUUCGAUCGGCUUCGAACGCUUUGCUCCAGCUUGCUGUUGAUUCGAUCGGCACGAGAGAAACCGCGGCGCCAUGAGAACGGAGAUGUUGAUCAGAAUGCAGGCGAGCUCGGAGAAGGGGCACAGCAAGGCCAUGAAGGUCGCGGCGGCGAUCGACGGUGUGGAGUCGGUGACGCUGGCCGGGGAGGGCCGGAACCUGCUGCGGGUGGUCGGCUCCGGCGUCGACUCCAACCACCUCACCAGCCGGCUCCGGCGGAAGGUUGGCCACGCCGACAUCGUCGAGCUCCGCACGCUGCACGACUACCGUGGCUCCGCCGGCGCCGGCGCCACCACCAGCGGCCGCGCCGGCACCGGAUACUGCUACUCUCAGCUCUCCUCCUCCGGUGGCCGCAGCGGCGGCGGCCACUACUACAGCGGCAGCUACUCGCCGUACUACCACCAGCAGCAGCCGGCGGCGGCGCAGCAUCCGUACGACGGCUACUACCCGUCGCCGUACGCCACCACGGUGGUGCAGCACGAGUACUACCCGACCAGCAGCGACGACCCCAGCGGCUGCUCCAUCAUGUAGCAAUUAGUGACUAUUUAGUGGUUUGAUUUGUGAUUUUUCUUCUUCUUCUCAUUAAUUCGGCGAGGUUUGAGCAGUUCGUUCGUGAUCGAGCUGCUAAUAACUGGGGAAUUUGUGCUUCCACUUCGAUUUGUUAGUUUGUUCAUCGUCCUUGCAUGUAAACACACUCCACAGUGUGCUCCAAUAUUGUGUGAAGCUAUCUACGAGACUAUGAUCGACAGGGGGGCUAUAGUUUUUGUCAGCCCCUUCGUUUGAUUGAUUUGAUUUCAGUUUGCAUUGCAGCUGAUGGGUUCUUUUCAGAUUUCUUAAAUUGGGUAUGA